UUUGACAUGAGCAAUAUCUUCCUCGCACGGAUCAGAAAUCUUCACGUCCAUUCGGAUCCCUGAAUGAAUGGCAAAUGGAGAGAGAGGUUCGGGACGCACAGUGUGGUUUUUAUUGGGAAGCUUAAAAUUUCAAACGUGGUCGGCUCUUUUAGUCUUCCUGAGCAAGAAACAACUACAAAGAAUUUUAAGAGUGUUUACUAAAAAUAUCAAGCAACAUAGUGCUCAUCCUCAUUUCCAUUACGCACAGGGGAGCGCUCACAUGUCCUACCGGACACGCUCUCUUCUCAGUAUGGGGCAACGCGGGGCAGCAGCAACGGUGACUGACGAUGAGGAGCGCCGUGAAACCACAGCCUUCAGCAACUCCAGCACCUUGCAACUCCCACGCUUUACUUCCUCGCUGCGCGUAAAGCGCGUUAGUGUCCAAAUGCUCGUGCCAUGGCUCGCGGGACAUCCGAGGACUUUAAUGAUGGAGGAGCGCGUCUUCCUGUCCAAUAAAGUUGAAUAGCCUUUCCCGCAAAGACAUUUAGAUCUUUUCUCCUUCUUUUUUAAAAUUAUUAAAAUUAUUUAAAUAUUUCUUUAUACCUUGAACAUUGGAGAAGCGCUGCUCAUCAUGGGCGCUGCAUCCUGAGGGGAGAUGGAUGUGGAGGUGAGGGAUGCGAACGCCUCGGACUGCCCGCGGAAUGAGAGCGGCUGCGAACUGAACGCUUCCUCCGGCGGAGUGUCCACUGCGCUGGCCAGCGUGCUGAUCUUCACCAUCGUGGUGGACAUCCUGGGAAACGUGCUGGUCAUCCUCUCCGUGUACAGGAACAAGAAGCUCAGGAAUGCAGGCAACAUCUUUGUGGUGAGCUUGUCCGUAGCGGACCUGGUGGUGGCGCUGUACCCGUACCCUCUUGUGCUGACAGCAAUCUUCCACAAUGACUGGACCAUGGGAGACCUGCACUGUCAGGCCAGUGGCUUCAUCAUGGGCCUAAGCGUUAUAGGCUCCAUAUUCAACAUCACGGCCAUAGCCAUCAAUCGUUACUGCUACAUCUGCCACAGCCUCCACUACGACCGCCUGUAUAGCCUGAGGAACACCUGCUGCUACCUGGGCCUCACUUGGUUGCUCACCGCCAUCGCCACCGUGCCCAACUUCUUUGUCGGCUCUCUGCAGUAUGACCCCCGCGUCUACUCCUGCACCUUCGCUCAGACUGUCAGCUCGUACUACACCAUCUCAGUGGUGGUCAUCCACUUUCUGAUCCCACUCCUGGUGGUGUCCUAUUGCUACAUGAGGAUAUGGGUUCUGGUGAUUCAAGUGAAACACCGGGUGAAACCAGAACAAAGGACGAGACUGAAACCCAGCGAUGUGAGGAACUUCCUGACUAUGUUUAUGGUGUUUGUGUUGUUUGCUGUGUGCUGGGCUCCACUGAACUUUAUAGGCCUGGCUGUAGCUAUAAACCCUGCAAAAGUGGCGCCCAACAUACCUGAGUGGCUCUUUGUCACAAGUUACUUCAUGGCAUACUUCAACAGCUGCCUCAACGCCGUCAUCUAUGGACUACUAAACCAAAACUUCCGUAAGGAGUACAAGACGAUCCUCCUUGCCCUUUGCAUCCCACGUUUGCUCCUCAUGGAAACAUCCAGAUGUGCCACCGAGGGCCUAAAGAAUAGGCGUCAUCUGCCGUGGUGCCUGCAGACCUCACCAUCAUCUCCUCAGCAGGUCAGUCUACAACUCUCAUCUCUGCUUGCCCACCCUCCGGCACGACGCCCAGGCAGCAAUACAGAAACCUAAAGAAACACAACUGCGCCUUUGCUUCAGUAUGCUCUAGUUCUGUCACCCAGAGUCAUCCAGCGCCGCGCUCCUGAAUCUGAAACAGGACAAUAUUUACACCAAGUGCUUAAACUUGUCUUAUCUCGGACGUUCUCUAACUCGACUCUCCUUUCUGCAAGAAACGUCCGGAGAACAAUCACCUUUCCUCUGUUUUUUAUUCAAAAAUAAAUUCCUUCAACUUUUUUUU
Molecule: messenger RNA, 1991 nt
Organism: Xiphophorus couchianus (Monterrey platyfish)
Lineage: Eukaryota; Metazoa; Chordata; Actinopteri; Cyprinodontiformes; Poeciliidae
Gene: mtnr1c
Product: melatonin receptor 1C
Exons: 3
Coding region: 635-1765 (376 amino acids)
Biological process (GO): G protein-coupled receptor signaling pathway
Cellular component (GO): plasma membrane
Molecular function (GO): melatonin receptor activity
Source: RefSeq, a predicted model, not a curated record